CGACAGGACUCAGCGGUCAUGGCCGGCAGUCUGACCCACCACGGCUCCCCGAAUCCCGGCUACAGCUCCAACAACAACGCGGUCCCGGUGCCGGUCAUCACACAGACGGACUCCCGGGACAAAUGGAGCAAAAAGAUGGAUUUUCUCUUGUCUGUAAUUGGCUUUGCUGUGGACCUGGGGAAUGUUUGGAGAUUUCCGUACAUAUGUUAUCAAAACGGUGGCGGUGCUUUCCUUAUUCCCUACAUUUUGAUGGCCAUCUUUGGUGGUGUUCCACUCUUUUACAUGGAGCUGGCACUGGGACAGUUUCACAGAACUGGAGCCAUAUCAAUAUGGAAACACAUAUGUCCCAUUUUCAAAGGUAUAGGAUAUGCCAUCUGUAUCAUCGCUCUGUAUGUGUCCUUCUACUACAACACCAUCAUUGCCUGGGCCCUCUUCUACUUCUAUUCCUCAUUCUCCCCCAUCUUGCCUUGGACUAACUGUGACAAUGUGUGGAACACCCCUGACUGCACCAACUAUUUUGGCAUGGACAACAUCACCUGGACAAAUGCCUCCAGGUCUCCAGCAGAGGAAUUUUACACGAGGAAUGUUCUUGAGAUCCACAAGUCAUCUGGGCUGAGAGAUGUUGGGGGUGUUCGCUGGCAGCUGAUACUCUGCCUUUUUCUCAUUUUCACCAUAGUAUACUUCAGCCUGUGGAAGGGCGUGAAGACUUCAGGGAAGGUAGUGUGGGUGACUGCCACAUUGCCCUACAUUGUGCUUUUUAUCCUGCUCAUUCGAGGUGCCACUCUGCCAGGAGCCUGGAGAGGUGUGGUGUUUUACCUGAAACCGCAGUGGGAAAAGCUACUGGAGACCAGUGUGUGGGUGGAUGCUGCUGCUCAGAUAUUCUUCUCUCUGGGGCCAGGGUUUGGGGUCCUCCUGGCUCUUUCCAGCUACAACCCUUUCACAAACAACUGCUAUCGUGAUGCCAUUGUGACCAGCUUGGUAAACUGUCUGACCAGCUUUGUGUCAGGUUUCGUCAUCUUCACGGUACUGGGCUACAUGGCAGAGAUGAGGAAAGUGGAGGUUGAGGAUGUAGCCAGGGACAAAGGACCAAGCUUACUCUUCAUCACUUACCCAGAGGCAAUUGCAAACAUGAUGGGCUCGACCUUUUUCGCAAUCAUCUUUUUUGUGAUGAUGAUCACGCUGGGACUGGACAGUACGUUUGGAGGGCUGGAGGCGAUCAUCACUGCCGUGUUGGAUGAAUACCCCGAUCAAUUCUAUCACAGACGGGAACUUUUUGUUCUCUGCUUGGUGGUUGUUUGUUUUUUAGGCUCUCUGAGCACCCUUACCAAUGGUGGUGCCUACGUGGUGAAGCUGCUGGAGGAGUUUGGAGUUGGAAGCUCAAUAAUUGCAGUGGGUUUCCUUGAGGCCAUUGCUGUUUCCUGGUUCUAUGGCAUCAAAAGAUUUAGCAAUGAUGUUCAGGCUAUGCUGGGCAAAGCCCCGGGGCUGUUCUGGAAAGUGUGCUGGGUUGCCAUCAGUCCUGCAUUUCUGGCGUAUAUCAUUGUGAGCUCCCUGCUGAAAGCACCACCCCUUGCGCUGUUUGAUUACAAGUACCCAGACUGGAGCAUCACAGUCGGUUACUUCGUCGGCUUGUCAUCCUUCAUGUGGAUCCCGAUCUACAUGGUCUACAAGCUGGUGUGGACCCCUGGUUCUCUCAAACAGAGGUUGGCUGUGUGUCUGAGGCCAGAGAGGACAGUACCAGACAUCCACGGUGACAGCCUCAACAUGGCCACUGUACCAUAGAGAGACAAACAUCUCUGUGUGCUUUUAGAUUGCCAUUGAAAUCACAAUUUUAAGCUAUUUAUGGCUGAACCUAAACGUGAUCUAACAUAAUGACUGCUUAUCAGUUAUGGUGUUGAACUUUCACCGCAUGUGUACACUCUGU
Archocentrus centrarchus (flier cichlid) is the source of this 1921-nucleotide messenger RNA. RefSeq names its product solute carrier family 6 member 4b (gene slc6a4b). Gene Ontology annotation, biological process: amino acid transport; sodium ion transmembrane transport; serotonin uptake. The record is from RefSeq and is a predicted model, not a curated record. NCBI's taxonomy places the organism in Eukaryota, Metazoa, Chordata, Actinopteri, Cichliformes, Cichlidae. The transcript has 13 exons. Gene Ontology annotation, molecular function: serotonin:sodium:chloride symporter activity; serotonin binding. Gene Ontology annotation, cellular component: neuron projection; plasma membrane; synapse. The coding region runs from base 19 to 1779 and encodes 586 amino acids.